AUCUGCCACAUCCUGCACCCCAGGUACCAUGAAGAUGUCUGCAGCAGCCCUCGCUGUCACUGUCCUUCUCACAGUUGCAGCCCUCUGCACACCGGCAUCUGCCUCCCCAUAUGCCUCGGACACCACCCCCUGCUGUUUUGCCUACAUCUCUCGACCACUGCCUCGAACCCAUGUCAAGGAGUAUUUCUACACCAGUAGCAAGUGCUCCAACCUAGCAGUCGUCUUUGUGACCCGAAAGGACCGCCAAGUAUGUGCCAAUCCUGAGAAGAAAUGGGUUCGGGAGUACAUCAACUCCUUGGAGAUGAGCUAGGACAGAAGGCACCUCGAAUCUGACCUUGUGUGAGCACACCUUAGUUUAACUUGCUCACUCAAGUCUAACUUGGGAAGCUUCUCCCCAACCCUAUGCCAGUCAUCUCGGAAGCCAAAAACCACACAGCACCAAUCCCAAUAGUGUCCCCAGAAUAACAGCUAGAAGAAUUACUAACAGGAAGUCUCUAGGCUCAGAACUUCAGAUCCCUAGGACUGACCAUGGCUCUAGCAUGCCUCUUGAGACAAAGAAGGAAGAUGGGGGGUUCCCAUAGGAAAAAGUUCCCAUCUCAGGCCUUCACAAGUGCUGACUAGAAACUGUAAAAUCUGUUCAUCAUUAAAAAUGCUCAGGGCAAUGACAA
Messenger RNA from Perognathus longimembris pacificus (Pacific pocket mouse), 668 nucleotides. It is a transcript of the gene Ccl5, whose product is annotated as C-C motif chemokine ligand 5. Gene Ontology annotation, molecular function: chemokine activity; CCR chemokine receptor binding. The transcript is spliced from 3 exons. Lineage: Eukaryota; Metazoa; Chordata; Mammalia; Rodentia; Heteromyidae. Bases 29 to 310 code for a protein of 93 amino acids. Gene Ontology annotation, cellular component: extracellular region. The record is from RefSeq and is a predicted model, not a curated record. Gene Ontology annotation, biological process: monocyte chemotaxis; positive regulation of T cell chemotaxis; lymphocyte chemotaxis.